AUGUUAUUAAGAUUAUCUUCAAAGGCAAAAAAGUCUAAAACAAUAUUAGGUUCCAUAGUUACAAAUGUCGAUACUCUUUCAGGAUUUGAAUCAUAUGAUCUUACCAUUCUAGAUACUAAUGCUAAUGAAGAAAAGGAUGGGUUGGGAUUUACUGAAGAUUAUAAUAAUGACUAUGAAGAGCAUAGUACUAAUGAGUCUUUAUCUGAUGAUGAUAGUGAAUAUGAGUAUAAUUAUGGAAUUUUUAUUAAGUUAGAGAAUGGUACAACUCUUCCGGCAAAGUGGUAUUCAUCUAGAAUAUCUACAGUUGACGAAUUGCUUUCAGAAAUUCACAUAAAUAUUGAAACUCUGACAAAAAGAAAAUCAAUUGAAUCAAGCGAUUAUCAUAUUGCAUUUAAACCUGAAAAGGCUACAGGAGCAGUCACUCAAUUAGUAGAUAAUCACAGUGUUAAAGAAAAUCAUAUUGAAAUUACAUUCAUGAUGCUUUCUGUUUGGGCAUCUGAAAUUCAACCAGUUUAUUCUGGACAAUAUUAUAUUCUAUCACCAUUUUAUAAUCCAUUUAUAUCAUAUUUUCCUUCACAAAAUUAUGGAUUACCCCAAAUGCCUAUUCAGUCAUUACAAUCAAUUAUUAAACCUACUAUUCAAGAUUUUUUAAAAUAUGUAGAUGAAUGCGAAGUUAUCAAAUGA
Molecule: messenger RNA, 684 nt
Organism: Cetraspora pellucida
Lineage: Eukaryota; Fungi; Glomeromycota; Glomeromycetes; Diversisporales; Gigasporaceae
Source: the annotation of a GenBank genome assembly